Laccaria bicolor S238N-H82 is the source of this 1980-nucleotide messenger RNA. RefSeq lists its product as uncharacterized. Bases 1 to 1980 code for a protein of 659 amino acids. The transcript has 11 exons. NCBI's taxonomy places the organism in Eukaryota, Fungi, Basidiomycota, Agaricomycetes, Agaricales, Hydnangiaceae. The record is from RefSeq and is a predicted model, not a curated record.
AUGGCCCCAAGAGUGUGUCUUGAGUGCGGAGAUGGAAGGAAAAGUGAGGAUUUCAGAAAUGUUCAUAGCAAUAAUCAGCACCAGAAGGAGGAAUCCAGAUAUUGCAGAGGGUACAUCGACGAGCGGGAAUUGGACGGCUUCCUAGUUGGAAGGCAAAUGUUCCACAAACGAAAGGUCAUGAGGAGCGUGAAGCUCGAGACGCACAUGGUAGCUCCGAUUUACCUGAGCAAGAUUGUCUUCCCUGACGUCGACCCAGCGGAAACGCUCGCGAAAGACAGUACCACAGAAUGGAAAUCCUUGCGGGAGUGGGUAAUUGGGGUAUGGGACCUCUAUGGUGGCAAACGCGGAAACGGUGUCUCUGAGGCUCUGGAGCCAGCUGCAAGCGAGGUCUCGCAAGGUGUUGGCGACGGCGGAUUGGUGGAAGUAGGGAGGAAGUGGAAUAUUCAUGGAUCGAGGGGUGAACAAUGCAGCGUAUCGCAAGGUUCCUCCAUUCUUGAAGCAAACGGCGACAAAGAAACUAGGCCACCAGAGCUUUGUAUCGGUGAAGGGUUUGACCUGCACGACGUAGAAUUCUCCACAAGAACUACAGAAGGUUGGAUGACCGAAGAUGAGGAGGCGCUUCACGGACAGGCGGAUUUCGAGCCAAUUUUGAGAAGUGUGACAUCAGGGAACCUCUCGGAGUUGAGUUACUUGGUCAGGCACGCCCUAAAUCGCAAACGCAAGGCUAUCCCCCUGUAUCCAUCCACCGCACGGAAAGAUACCACCAUGCUUACCAAAAGAGAGCCAGCUAUAGUGCCAUCCUCUUCUAAAGAAAACUCUACACCACCGAUUUGGAUGAUACCUCUUCCACCAGAUAUCAUUUAUUACAUCGUCGAGGAGCAUCUCGAAUCCAACUUCCUUCUCACGAUAAAAUCCUUAUCCCUCACCUGUCGAUCACUAGUACCAUACUGCCGCACUCACCUCUUUCGAAAAAUUACAAUCGGCUAUCCUCCCAAAUUGCCUCGACGUUGUCCAUAUCCUCCAGCAGAGCAGUUUUCCAAGCUCAUUGACGAGGCACCCGAUAUUCUUGACUAUAUCUCAGAACUUCACAUCAUUCAUAUUGGUGAACGGAACACCAAUAUUCUGGAUGAACGCCCCAUUACCCGAGAGGAGUCGAGCCUGUGCCGUAUUCUCACUCGCAACAUGCAAAAGCUUUCCUCACUUUACCUCAUUCACAAUGGUGAUUGGGCAUUACUCUGUCCAGCCGUGCGUGAGGCGUUUCACGCGGUCUUCCAGCUCCCCACGCUCGUCCACGUCUCCUUGGAAAACGUUAAACUCCCUGUGAACUUACUCGGUUUAUUCAGGAACGCGAAGAGGCUGGAGUUUUGUGUUAGUCCAAAUGCACCGAUGGCUUCGUUACGGCAAUUCGUCUCAGGCCAUCUGGCUGAGCCCGAAACGCUUUGUAUUCGUAACGAAAACGGAUUCAAUAUGAAGAAUGUUUUCCAUGCUGAGGCUGCAAUAUCCUUUGCGUGUCUUCGAAGUUUGGAGUUUGAAGGGAGCGCUCGGGUAAAUUCCCAACUGCAGGGUUUCUUUAACGCUUGCCCAAACAUUCUGACGUCUUUGAACAUUUGCCUUCGAUCGUCAACAACGGCACCGGAUUCAACAUUAUACCUGGGCGGCCUCCGUGCCCUGACGACCUUGCAUUUUUGUAUCGAAUAUCCGCUCUACCUCCCUGGCUCCGUUUUGGAAACCGUUCCGCGGCGCAAAUUGGAAUGGUUUACCGCGGUAUUGAAAACGAUCAGAGGGACCAAUGUUGUGGAAUACAUCUGCAUCACCGUUGACCUCAGCACCAUGCUAAAAUUCCACGAGUUUGGCUGGUCCUCUCUGGAUAACGUCUUCAUACGACCACACGCCUGGCCGCGCCUCCAUACGUUUGAGGUCUUUUCAUGCACUGCACCAUAUGAAUCUUUCCUCUCUUAUUUUGACCGGUCCGGUCACUAG